Messenger RNA from Symbiodinium sp. CCMP2456, 1977 nucleotides. NCBI's taxonomy places the organism in Eukaryota, Dinophyceae, Suessiales, Symbiodiniaceae. The record is from the annotation of a GenBank genome assembly.
AUGGUGAUGAAUGCUUUGCUUCACGCGCUGGCAAGCGUUCCGGUGCCCAAUGUGGCUGGAGCGCUAUUGUGGCCUUAUGAUUGCGUUGUGAACUGGCGAUUGGAGACGUUCCCUUGCCUAUUCGCAGAUCAGCCGCCCAGAUUCCUUCCCGCGCUCUGGACGGUUGGUCCGAUAGAGGAAAGGACGAGGACCGAAUUCUGGCUUUCUGUUGUCUUGCUCUCCCCGGUGCUCAUGGCGAUGCUGUGUGAGAUUUUCCGGAUGCUCACUCUGAUCUUCAAGAAGAAGCCAGGAGAUGCAAGCGCCUUCAACUUGGUGGCUACAUUGGAGUUGGCGGAAGGUCAAGAGGUCACAGCCCGCCAUCCAUUCGCAGGUCCCAAGGGGUGCUUCACGGCGGGCCUUGUCCUGUACCAUAUGAUCUGCGCUGGAAUAACUUGCAUUGCAGCUACUUGCAACUGGUACUCCCCUAAAGGCGUAGGCAACAUUGCCUGGGAACUCUGGGCCUUGUGGCAGCAACUCUGCUUAUGGUCACUGUUCUUCCAAAAUGUGGUUCGUUGCUGCUGGAUGGAUGCGAACGCUUUGCAGAUGUCCACAUUUAAAAGCGUGCUUCUCUACACCGUCCCCAUGGCCAGUGAGCUGUUCGACACCAUGAAGGACUGGGUGAUUACUGGAUUCUGUUUCCUGCAACACAGCAGCAUUGCCGGCUACGUCUGUGGGACCUUGGUCAUUGUGAUAGAAGUCCUUGGUCUCGCUUGCAACUGCUUGCCACAUCAUGUCAGAAUCACGGACUCGAUUCGCAUGAGCCCCCCCGCGUCCUAUUUGAUGUUGUUCUACGGGACAAUCAUUGUGGUAUAUAUGGGUGGAUCGCUGGCAUUGUGGGUUUUCUACAUCAUUUUCUACGUCUUUGCCGGGCUGUGGAUAGUGGUCAGUUCGUUUCCACUUACUACGUUCCUUGUCCUUCUGUUCAUCGUUAUUUAUCUUUGUGCCGACCGUGAACAACCUAUGCUCCUGCAAGAUUUGGUCGCAUGUUUGUGUCCGCUUCUUUCGGGGUGUUGUGCGCUCGUCAUUUUGGUCGUGCUCGUGCUCGCUCCGAUCUUGCCUGGCCUGGCGAAUGACAUGAAGGCAGAUUUGCACGGCAUGUGGCGACAGUUGUGCUUACUCGAGACCCCGGAAAAAUUUACAGCGCAAGUACGUGGCUUCAUCAUAGAUGCUUUGCAAUUCUUGACCAAUGCAGGGCUCUUGGGGCUACUCUCAGUUUACGUUGUCGUGUCUUCGUAUAUCCAGGUGAACCUGCAUGAAGACUGUGCGCAGGAUUUGCGCAAGUCGUACUUUCCCAUUCUACUGCUGCCUUUGAAGAAGGCCCCAAGCGUCUCUGAGACCAUCACAGAGCGGCUGACGCGAGAGGCCAGCAAUUUCUUCGUAGACUUCAUCAGCAGCUCGCGAUUGAUGAUUGCUUGGGCAGAGGACUGCCCACAAGCGUUCAUCGGGGUGGCCCUGAGCAUUCGGUACACCAUGCCUGACAAAGGCAUCAAGGGCCUCGGGUUUGCAGGCUUCUCAGCCGCUGUGAGCACCGCAAAGGCCAUCUUAAUUCCGUUGGGACAACAAGCGGUACUGGAACAGCGACGGAGGGAUGUGAGGCAGGAGUUGGAAGCUCUUGUGACUUCGGAGUCAUUGGACCAGUUCGCAAGGGACUCGCUUACCUCUACAGUGGUCCAGAGGAGUGAAAUAACGAAAAUCCUACAAGGGCACUUAUUGAAUUCGUCAGAGGAUGUGUUGACGCGCUGGAAUGUGGGACUCCGUGAGCUGUUUCAGCCAAUCAUCGCAGAGCGUGACAAAUGGGUGAAGGACAACACACGAGAGAAAGAGCACGAACUUGUUACCUGCCUGCUUCCGUUUUACAAAAAAGCAGGCUUCUCAGCUGACGAUAUGCAAAAAGCAGGUUAUGCUGACCAUGAUUUGAGAGAGGCAGGUUUUUUUUGA